Molecule: messenger RNA, 2539 nt
Organism: Xiphophorus couchianus (Monterrey platyfish)
Lineage: Eukaryota; Metazoa; Chordata; Actinopteri; Cyprinodontiformes; Poeciliidae
Product: CLIP-associating protein 1-B-like
Exons: 6
Coding region: 1-771 (256 amino acids)
Biological process (GO): establishment of mitotic spindle localization; mitotic spindle assembly
Cellular component (GO): cytoplasmic microtubule; microtubule organizing center; mitotic spindle
Molecular function (GO): kinetochore binding; microtubule binding
Source: RefSeq, a predicted model, not a curated record
AUGGGUUUCCAAAACAAGACGCAGAACGCCAAGAGCUUUCCAGCCGGGUCGGCGGAGCAGCUGGAGCUGGUGGGGCAGCUGCUGAAGGAGCUGUCCCAGGCCGGGGACCAGGAGGACAGGCGGGGGACGCUGCUGGAGCUGCUGAAGGUGGCCCGCCAGGACAGCCUGCUGGUGUGGGACGAACACUUCAAGACCCUGCUGCUGCUGCUGCUGGAGACGCUGGGCGACACAGACCACUUGGUCCGGGCGCUGGCUCUCCGGGUUCUGAAGGAGAUCCUGCGGAACCAGCCGGCCCGGUUCAAGAACUACGCAGAGCUGACCAUCAUGAAGACGCUGGAGGCUCACAAGGACUCUCACAAAGAGGUGGUGCGUGCGGCCGAGGAGGCGGCCUCCGCCCUGGCCGGCUCCAUCCACCCGGAGCAGUGCAUCAAGGUGCUGUGCCCCAUCGUCCAGACCACCGACUACCCCGUCAACCUGGCGGCCAUCAAGAUGCAGACUCGCGCGGUGGAGCGCGUCUGCAGGGAGCCGCUGCUGCAGCUGCUGCCGGACGUCGUCCCCGGCCUGCUGCAGGGCUACGACAACACGGAGAGCAGCGUCCGCAAGGCCAGCGUCUUCUGCCUGGUGGCCGUCUACGCCGUCAUCGGAGAGGAGCUCAAGCCCUACCUGUCCCAGCUGACCGGCAGCAAGAUGAAGCUGCUGAAUCUCUACAUCAAGAGAGCUCAGACCUCCACCAGCAACAGCAGCAGCUCCUCCGACAUCUCCUCCUACUGAACCACACCUCCACCUCCUCCUCCACCUCCUCCAUCAGCCUCCAGCCUGAGGAACAGGAGGAGCUUUAAGGAUGAAUGUAGAGACCUUCACUGCUGAUCAUCUGGCUGGCCAAUGACGGGAGGAACCUGCAGGAUGUCACUUCCUGUGGGACUUUGUUCACUUCCUUCUUUCAUCGUUCUGUUCAGAACUUCCUGCUGCAGGUUUUAGGUUUUAGAUCAGAAUCUGUCGUUGUAUUUUAACGGUUAACGUGUCGGGGUCAGGGGUCGUAGACCUUUAAGACUUUAAAUUAGAGGGCGUAGCCAAUCAGAGCAGGAGGCGGAGUCUCUAUGGCAACCAGAGAUGCUUCAGUUGUGACCACGUUGGAUCCAGAAAUGCUUCAGUUUUGAUCUUUUUAGUGAGAUUUUACCAAAUAAUUAAUGAUUAAUGAUUCCACACCUGUAAAUAUUGUGUUUCCAUGGAGACGCAGCUGAUGGCUGAUCCACAGCUGUUCAACUAUGCAUGAGCUGGAUGAAGGUCCUGAGGAAGACUACUGCUGGUCCCUCAGCGUAGCACUGAACUAUAGCUGCCAAUAAUCAGUAUUAGGAUUUAAAUAUUGAUCAUCAGCAGAGGAGCCGCUUUACACAACGUGAAGUUUGAUCAGUUUGAUCGAUCGACCAGCAGCCAAUCAGACUCAGCCUGAGAGACGGACCGACCAAUCAGCUGAGCUUUGCUCUGAUUGGCCAAUCGGUGUGAAGUCUGGACUUUAGCAAUAAUCAGAAACUCAGUGGGUUUUUCCUCAUCAGCACACUGGAUGGUUUAACUGCUGCUUCCACCGGGGGGCGCCGCUGUUCACCUUAGUACUAUUAUUAUUAUUAUUAUUAUUGUUUUAGCUCUGCUGUUUAUUGACGGACGGCAGCAGCACCACAAUAAAUCUGUCACACAAUAUAAACAGCUCAGAAGAAAAGGAACUAGUUCACUGAUCUGAUGUAGUUCAUUCAUUGUAGUUCAGGGGAAGAACUGAAGUUUUAGAUUAAUUUUUAUAUUUCAAAAUUCUCAAACUUAAAGUUUCUUUUUGGGAAUAUUUCUUGUUUUUCUUCAUCACUACAUUCAAUUAUUUAAAGAUUUUAUUUUUAUUUUCUAUAUUUUCCAGGUUUUCCACUGACACAGCGCCACCUGCUGGCAGCAAAUCAUCUUUUGAUCUUAAAAUAAGUUAGAAAAGUUGAGAAGCAGCUCAGUAAGUUAGAAAUGUGGAAAAGUUUUCCAUGGAUUUAAUUUAAGUUUUUGUUUUUUGAUGGUUUAUCGUGUUUCCAUCCGGUGCUCAGCUCCGUCGGAGUGGCCUAGUCAAAGUGCAGUCGCUGCAGCUGAUUUUCAUUUGCUUCACUCUGAGUUGACUCAUAAGGUUUAGUUCUGAAUUGGACCUGGAUCAGGACGGAGUCUAGACGCCGAGCAGCGGGCUGCUUCCUGCUUUCCUUCCAGAACCGUUUGGACCUUUCAGAACCUUCGGCCUGAUCUCAGUUCCUGGUUCCCCCUCCGGAACCGGGCUGUUGUUGUUAGUGUGUGCCUUUGGGUCGACUCUCCUGAACAGAACCAACAUGUCCGAACCGUUGCUAACCUUUGCUAAUGCUAACGCUAACACUGCGCUGCUGCUUUAAGGUGGACUGAAACUCACAACUGCUGUAAAUAAGAUGCAGAUGCAUGGCGCCCGACGCUUUGGGUUGGAUCCACCUUAUAUUUAAGUUCUGCUGGACAUAUUUAUCCCCAACAAUAAACAAUCACUCUUCUAAUUCUU